AUGAACAAUAUUAAUAAAGUAGCACAGAAGUCCGACCAAGCACCUAAGGACAGUGCAAACAAAUAUGACAAGGCCAGUUUGGCAGAUCUGGUAAACGCUGUUUCCAAAAAGACAGGAAAAGAUCCAUCAAAACUGGAAAAUGUGCAUAUCAAAGACAUAAUUGAGAAAGACACUGAAGACCGCAUCAAAGAAGUCAAGAAAGGCAGAGAGAAUGAAGAGACUGUUUUAUAUCCGAACCAAGAGUCAAAGGACUUUGAGAAGAUCCACGGCUCAGAAUGGGGCAAAUCAGUUCAGAGGAUUGUAACUUCUAAAGUGUAA
Molecule: messenger RNA, 318 nt
Organism: Clonostachys solani
Lineage: Eukaryota; Fungi; Ascomycota; Sordariomycetes; Hypocreales; Bionectriaceae
Source: the annotation of a GenBank genome assembly